Arabis nemorensis is the source of this 219-nucleotide messenger RNA. The record is from the annotation of a GenBank genome assembly. Lineage: Eukaryota; Viridiplantae; Streptophyta; Magnoliopsida; Brassicales; Brassicaceae.
AUGUCUCGUUUGCGAAGCUCAAAGAGGAUGCUUCAAAUGCCUGCAUUGCUUGAUGAACAAGGGACCACAACUUCAAGUGUUCCAAACACAUUCUUGGUUGCUUUCUCUUACUUUAACCUCUCCAUUUGUGAUCACAAACUAUUUGAAGCAGAUAUAUUGCUUCAGCUGAAUUCACUGGAUUCUCCUCCUGAGAGCAAAAAGUUCAAUGGCUAUCUUUAG